AUGAUCAAUUGUGAUAAUCCUACACCCCUUUCGUUCUAUCGAUUUAUAAAACCAGCUCAUCAUAACCGUGUAGAUGAGAAGUACCGCAAUACUCUUAAUUCAGCAUUGGAGUGCAAUCCUAAAAAUAGGGAAAUACAGAAGAAACUUACAGAAAUUCGAAAGAAGUUUGAUGACGGAGAAUAUAAACAAGACUGGGAAAUUUGGAUGCAAGAGAAGAGAGCGACUCGAGUUCACCGUUCGAUUCAAGUGACCAAUGAGAACGUCCACAAAAAAUUCAAUUCGUUAGUUGAAAGUCAGAGCGUUAUUGUCAAACAAGCGGAAGAUAAAGGUGAAAUUGAUGAUGAUCAAGGUGAAGAGCAUAAUGAGCAACGAUCACAAAUAGACAAUGGAUCUGAUGAUAUUGUUGUUGCAAGUGAAUCAGCAAAGAAAAAGAGUAAAACUGAUGAAUUUUUCGAAGAUAUGAGAAAUCGAAAUAUAUAUGUGCUAUGUGAACCAUUUAGAAAAUUGUCGCAAAUGGAUGCGGAGGACCGGUUCGAGAUGAUAGCUAAAAACACUGUUGAAAUUGAACUCCCUGAAGAUAUCAAGGAAUAUCUUCACUGUUUGCUCAACGGAGAUAUUAAAAAUGCAUUGUCGGAAGUAGAAAAACCACUUGACGGGGAUGCACGGCCAUUGAUGUUAUGGACGAGAGAAGUCUGUCGACAUUUUCUAUUUUACUAUUACUAUGGUGGUUUGCAAAUAGAUAGCGACGAAAAAACAUGGUCCAACCAAACGGUCUAUCGAAUUCUUGAUUUAUUUUCGAUGUUUUUUGGAAAUUUGACAUCAGGAAUUGCCUUGCACACAAAGAUAGUUUAUAACAUAAAUGCUGAUCAAAAACCGUCAAGUUCAAGGAGAGGCGACAAGAACGAUGCUGUCUUAUAUCAGGACAAUAACGCUACAAUUAUAUAUGAACAGUCCUUUGGACCCGCAGAAUUUGACGCAACACAUCAUAUGAGAGAUAUAACGAAACUAGCACGUAACGGAGUGGAUGAUUUAAAUUAUCACUUCUUACAAUAUGAAAAAUCUUCCAUAACAACAGCGAAAGAUUCAAAUCUAAUAUUUCAUAACAAUUUACCUCACGGUAUGAAAACGUAUAGGAUAUACGAAAUAUUUAAAUGUAAAAUCCCAAAGUCAUAUACGGACCGAUGGUUUCUAGCUAAAAUUGCAAGGAUAGGCGUUUAUUUGGAGACACACCUUACAGAUCGACAGUUUUUGAAAGGGAAAAUGGGCAUGGAAGACGCAAUCAACGAUAAGGGUCCUAAUUGUGUAUGCAAUUGGAUGGAAAUACCGGAUAACACUCCAGAAACGAAAAGAGCAAAAUGA
Funneliformis geosporum is the source of this 1359-nucleotide messenger RNA. The record is from the annotation of a GenBank genome assembly. NCBI's taxonomy places the organism in Eukaryota, Fungi, Glomeromycota, Glomeromycetes, Glomerales, Glomeraceae.